AUGAAUUCGAGCGAGGACGACAGAAUCACCACAUCACGGUCCAGCGCAACCAGCACGCCGGGCAGCACACGCGGAGACGUCCUCUGCCUCCACGCGUUAGGCGACUCUUCCCGCGCCAUGCACACACACCACGUCGCCGUGUCGUACUCCGAUUCUUUCAGCCGAAAGGCCAUAAGAAAGACCUUGAUUGGCAAGAAAUUCAGCUUCAAGGCGCAAGGCAAAUUCCAGGAUCUCGUGUUCACCCGGACCUUCUCGGCCUUCGAUUCGCACAAUGAAGCUGCCGCCAGUACCCCGUUUCGCGGCUUUUACACCCUCUUCUGGCUUGCCGUCUCUCUGUUCAUGUUCAAGACGGCGCUCUACAAUUGGAGCAGGUAUGGAAAUCCGUUAGGAACGAAUGAUAUUAUGAGGAGCAUGUUCUGUCGAGAUGUUUUCAUUCUCUUGCUGUCUGAUGGCGUAAUGUGUGCCCUCACGGCAGUGACCUGGAUAUUACAGAGGCUCGUUGUCGACGACUAUAUCGACUGGAACACCACCGGAUGGCUGCUCCAACACCUCUGGCAAACCGUCUUCAUUGCAGGCGUGGUAGGCCUUACCAUCGCAAGAGACUGGCCUUGGUCUCACACGGUCUUUUUCGUGCUUCACGGCUUGGUACUCCUCAUGAAGCAGCACUCCUAUGCCUUUUACAACGGCCACUUGUCCACGUUGUACCAAGAACGAGAACUCCUGUGUUAUACCCGUGGAAUACUUGACCAGGGUACGCCCGAAGAGGAUUCAUCAUUCGGGUAUUCCACGUCUUUCUCGGGACCUUCCAGCGAUGGAAUCACAGAUGUCGUGGCGACCAGCCACCAUGCAUUCGAAUCUGAACAUGCGCCGGCAGAAGAGACGGCGAUCGAUGAAAUCAUCGAAGAAGUCAAUUCUGAAGUGCCACUUAGUCCAGCGAAGAUUGCUAGCUACAAGGUGAUUCUUGAAGACGAAAUUAGCCAGCUUACCAAGGAGCUGGUGCGCAAUACUACUGCGCCCGAGAGGGCGUAUCCGAACAAUCUCACAAUUUCGAAUUUGUGCGAGUAUCUCGUGUUCCCUACGGUUGUGUACGAGCUCGAAUAUCCCCGCUCUGAGUCGAUCAACUGGGGUUACGUCCUAGAAAAGACCGCAGCCACUCUAGGGGUCCUCUUCGUCAUGAACAUGGUCUCGCAGACCUUUAUAUACCCGGUAGUUAUGAAGGCCGUCUCCAUGAAGGAAAUGGGAAUGCCUCUCACCGAGCGCCUACAAGAGUUUCCCUGGAUGCUGAGCGAGCUCAUCUUCCCGUUCAUGAUGGAAUAUCUCCUCACUUGGUUCCUAAUAUGGGAAACCAUUCUCAACGUUCUCGCCGAGUUAACUCGCUUCGCGGACCGAAGCUUCUACGACGAUUGGUGGAACAGCGUAUCCUGGGACCAGUUUGCGCGAGAUUGGAACAAACCCGUGCACAAUUUCCUCCUCCGACACGUCUACCACAGCGCCAUCUCCUCCAUGAACGUCGACAAACACACCGCCACCCUCAUUACUUUCUUCUUCUCUGCUUGUAUCCAUGAGCUGGUUAUGUGGUGUCUCUUCAAGAAAGUCCGAGGCUACCUUCUUAUCCUCCAGAUGUUCCAGCUGCCUGUAUGUUAA
This is a messenger RNA of Scedosporium apiospermum, 1644 nucleotides long. Its product is annotated as Sterol O-acyltransferase. Gene Ontology annotation, molecular function: ergosterol O-acyltransferase activity. Gene Ontology annotation, biological process: ergosterol metabolic process. The record is from RefSeq and is a predicted model, not a curated record. NCBI's taxonomy places the organism in Eukaryota, Fungi, Ascomycota, Sordariomycetes, Microascales, Microascaceae. Gene Ontology annotation, cellular component: endoplasmic reticulum membrane. Bases 1 to 1644 code for a protein of 547 amino acids. The transcript is spliced from 7 exons.